CUGUCCCCUCUAAUUGCUGAGUAUGAUAAACAUCUGGAGGAAAUGAGUGAACAGCUGCAGUACUAUCAGACACAGAUGGGUGAGAUGAGACUAAAACUUCAACAAGUCACCAAGGAAAAUGAAAGACUGCAUGAGGAAUUGAAAGAAGCUGUUGAGAAGCAGCUGGAGGCCCUUCCUUCUGGCACUCUCUUGGGGAGUGAUGUGUUUGCAGAUGAAGAAAUAGUAAGAAACCUUCAAGAUCAGUUACAACUAGCCAAUCAAGAAAAAGAGCAAGCACUAGAGCUCUGGCAGACAGUAUCACAGGAACUAGAUCAACUCCAGCAGCAGUACCAGGGGCACAUGACUGAAGCACAGAUUCAUGUGGUAGAAAGGCAAAAGCAAAAAGAUCAGUUGGCUGGCUUUCAACAACUGACUGAGCAACUUCGAUUAGCCAAUGAGAAAACAGAGUUGACUAACCAACAAUUUUUGAAAACCGUAACAGAACAGAAUAUGGAACUAGAACAGCUACGCAAACAACUAAGGCAAGCCAAAGUAGAUGUGAGAACAGCAACUGCUAAAGUUGAUGAAAUGACCAAAUUGUUAGUGGACCUUCAAGCCCAGAUGGAGAGAAAGGAAGAAGAUGUAGUAUCUGCUCAGGAGAGAGAGGAAGCAUCAGACAAACGCUUGCAGCAAUUGCAGUCUAGCAUAAAACAAUUGGAGACAAGAUUAUGUGUAGCUGUACAAGAUGCUGAACAGUUGAGAACAGAGAGGACUGCUCUCGAAAAACAAACUAGAGAGCUACAGGCAAAGUGUGCAGAUCUAGAAGAGGAAAAAUAUGAUGCUAUAGUAAAAGUCCGAGACAGCAUGCAACUCUUAGAAGAAGCUAACCUACAAAAAAAUCAGGCCCUGCUCGGAGAGAAGCAAAAAGAAGGGGAGAUAGAAAAUAUGAAAGAAGCAAUUUCUCAGCUUGUACAAGAUGCUGCUGCAAGAACUAGAAAGGAAGUAGAGAACGCAAGGAAGCAUUACAAUAUACAGAUUUCUCGAUUAACAGAAGAACUUUCUGCUCUUCAAAUGGAAUGUGGAGACAAGCAGAGUCAAAUUGAACGGGCCAUUAGAGAGAAGCGAGCAGUGGAAGAAGAACUUGAGAAAAUUUACCGUGAAGGCAGAGGAAGUGAAUGUGAUUACAGAAAACUGGAGGAACUGCACCAAAGGUGUCUGAUUGCAGAGCGUACAAAAGAUGACCUUCAGCUGUGUCUACAGGCGGCACGAAACAAAAUUAAACAACUGGAAAUGAACUCCGAGGAAGAGAUAUCUCGUUGCCAGGAAAUGGUUUGCAAGCUGCAAAGCAUUCUGGAUUCUGAAAGAGAAAACUCUGGUUCUAUGAGUGAACAAAGACUAAAACUUCAUCAAGAAAAUGAACAGUUGCGUAAAGAAGCAGAGGAUUUGAGGAAACUGGCCAUGGAGGCACAACAAAAAGCUAAAUUAAAGAUAAGCACAAUGGAACAUGAGCAUUCAGUGAAGGAGCAUGGGUUUGAGGUUCGACUGAAAGAGAUGGAAGUCACUAAUCGAACUUCCACUGUUCAACUGAGACAUCUGUUGGUGGCUCAGCAAAAAGCAACGAACCGGUGGAAGGAAGAAACAAAGAAGCUUACAGAAACUACAGAAACCAGGAUCUGUAAUCUGAAAAGUGAGCUGAGUCGACAGAAACUUCAUACACAAGAGCUGAUUUCUCAGCUGGAAAUGGCAAAUGAAAAGAUAGCUGAGAAUGAAAAAUUAAUGAUGGAGCAUCAAGAAAAAGUCAACAGACUUCAAAGGCGACUAACACAGGCAGAACAGAGGGCAGCUAUGGCAUCUCAACAGCUCAAUGUGAUUACUGUGCAGAGGAAAAAAGCUGCCUCCCUGGUGGAUCUAGAAAAUAUUUAAAAAAUAUACUUUGUUCAUUCACAUCACUUAAGAAUUGGAAAAUCUGUCAGAGGAACACGGUAUUGGAGCAUUAAAGUCUAUAGCGCACAGCUAGACUUGUGUAAUUUGCAUAAACAUUUUCCAUUCUAUUUGUACAAGAGGGAAAAAAAGCUGAAUUGUGGCUCCUUCACAGUAAAUACAGUGAGAGUCUGCAAAAUAAUAUGAUUUCAAAUGUAGAAUGAAGCCUACCUUCAUCAAUGUAAAAUUACACAAAUGUACUGUGCAUAGUAUGGUUUUUGUUUU
Terrapene triunguis (Three-toed box turtle) is the source of this 2184-nucleotide messenger RNA. RefSeq names its product sodium channel and clathrin linker 1 (gene SCLT1). Gene Ontology annotation, cellular component: centriole. The record is from RefSeq and is a predicted model, not a curated record. The transcript is spliced from 18 exons. Gene Ontology annotation, biological process: clustering of voltage-gated sodium channels; cilium assembly. Lineage: Eukaryota; Metazoa; Chordata; Testudines; Emydidae. Bases 43 to 1902 code for a protein of 619 amino acids.